Haemonchus placei is the source of this 357-nucleotide messenger RNA. The record is from the annotation of a GenBank genome assembly. NCBI's taxonomy places the organism in Eukaryota, Metazoa, Nematoda, Chromadorea, Rhabditida, Trichostrongylidae.
AUGGGAAGCAUACGCAUUUGGGAAGCAAAGAAUGGCGCUCAUCUGCUGAAGGGUCCAAUGGGAUCAACAGAUGAUCAACGAGCGGAUAUACGAGAAGCGGAUCAGUCACGUCAAAGUGGUUCAUUAUCGCAGUCCUCACAGGACGAGGAUGAUCCAUAUCAAGAAAUUCUUCGAACAUACAACGAUAACGUCUCACACUUGGUAUUCCAUGGUUCAUCAUUGAAAUCAAUGAGCAAUAUUGAUUUCGAAUCAAUGAAUCAAUCGAUCAGUACCGCCCCUUCCGGUUCAUGCCGUGUACGAUUUCAAGACAGGGUUGAUCUUGAGGGAAGGUCAAUGAAAGCGGCUGAAAGUGCUUGA